Messenger RNA from Drosophila serrata, 929 nucleotides. RefSeq names its product GTP-binding protein ypt2-like. Lineage: Eukaryota; Metazoa; Arthropoda; Insecta; Diptera; Drosophilidae. The record is from RefSeq and is a predicted model, not a curated record.
CUUUUACUAAUUUAUUCAUUCCGAGUCAAUUUCUUGCCCCAACUGGAUCUACCUGAACGGAAUACCUUAACUUUUCAACGAAAAAUGGGUGACUAUAGUUACAGUGUCCUUAUCAUAGGAGACACGAGUGUUGGCAAGAGCGCACUCCUUUGCCGUGCCACGGAGGACGACUUUUACCCCAAUUACUACUCGCCCGCAAUCAUUGACCUCAAACAUUACACUGUUCAGUUGCACGAAAAGAAAAUUCUCCUAACCAUUGACGACGUCGCCGGUGAGGACCGCUUCCGUACCAUUCAGGAAGAUUUUUGUAGCAAAGCACAGGGAGUCAUCUUGGUUUUUGAUACCACAUCUCGCAGCAGCUUAGAAAACUUGUCAAAUUGGGUGUUGACAUUCAGCAACGUCUGCCCCAAGGAGGUCAACGUUAUUCUGGUGGGCACCAAGUGCGAUGAGCUGGAGGAGCGCCAGGUGACCCAGGAGGAGGCAGCCAAUCUCGCUGAUCAGUUUAACGUCACCUAUAUCGAGGCAUCGGCCAAGACGGGGUCCAAUGUGAAGAAUGUCUUCAAUGUCAUGGCAGUGGAACUCUACUUCCGCAAUGUCCUCAAGCGCGUGCCGCCACCAUGGCCAGAAUCCAGCAAAAUGGCUAUUGCAGUGGCUCUGGACGAAAGCCUAGUCCAUGGCGGUGGCGAUGCAGAGGGAGCAGGAGAAGGCGGAGAGGGAGAUGGGGGCAAUGGCGAUAUACCGAUCGAAGAUGAGAAUAUAGCUGGUUUGGAGAACGAGACGAUUCCGAAGGAAUAAUUCUUUCAAAUUUAAUAACGAUUUAUUUAUAUUUUGCUCCUUUUGGAAGUGAUUAUUAUUAUUGAUUGUAUUCUGACCUUCUUAGACAAAAACUAUAUCACACACAGAGCAAUUAUAAACCAUCAAUCAGCUAC